CCGAGGGAGCGCUAAUCGCCGCUAAAAAAAAAUCUCACAGCAACACAACGGACCGCACAAGGCUGCUACUGGUGCACCAGUCUCUGGACCCUCUCUCCUUAAAGCGUCGCUCUCCACCGAGCACCACACAUCAUUUUCCCGCUAGCCGCCUGUCCAGCCUCCUCACCCCCCCAAAACCUAACCUGCCAACAGCUCUUUUCUCUCCCCUUUGCUGCAUCGACACAUCCAACCUGCAUCAGCCGAUCGACUUUUCGCCCUCUCGCCGCCUCGACCGCAAUACACCAAGCAACGAGCACGCAUUUGCUUCAGUCUUGUGUUUUUUUUUUUCACUCUUCGUCGUCGCAGCCUUACCGCCUUUCGCCCACCGCAUUCGGUCGACGCGUCGGCUAUCCCGCAACUUCGGUUUUUCUUCCUCGCCGCCCUCGAAGGAGCUCAAUUGCGAGCUUUCUCUACACAUUUAUCUUGCACAUAUAGCUGCUAGACCCCCAAACAAUACCGCCAAGAUGAUGUCCGGUGAAGCAUGGCUGUUUUUGCUGUCGGUGUUGGUCAACGCCGUCAACCUGUUCUUGCAGGUCUUCUUUACUAUCAUGUACAGUGAUUUGGAGUGCGACUACAUUAACCCCAUCGACCUUUGCAACCGCCUCAACGCCUACAUUCUCCCUGAGGCCGCUGUUCACGCGUUCUUGUCCCUUCUCUUCCUCCUCAACGGAUACUGGGUCGCUCUCGUUCUUAACCUGCCUCUUCUCGGCUGGAACAUUAAGAAGAUUGUUGACAACACCCAUCUUCUUGAUGCUACGGAGAUCUUCCGCAAGCUUAACGUUCACAAGAAGGAAUCCUUUGUCAAGCUCGGCUUCCACUUGCUCAUGUUCUUCUUCUACCUCUACAGCAUGAUUGUCGCCCUCAUCCGCGACGAGUCUUCUUAAGUCAUCCACGCUGCAUCGAACGAAGGUUUAUAGGCGCCAAAGGCGAGCGACAGGCAUGUCGUUCGCAACGUGGCUGCAAAGCGUAGCGACAUGUGUAUUCAGGACAUUACGAAUAAAUGAUGGAGCUUGUUCGGGAAGCAUGGAGUAAAAUGGAAAUAGGACAUACCCCUGUCGGUAAACUGUUGCGGUACCUAAUACGGUGUUGACGGCUUGGGCAAAGUGAGCUUUGUGGAACAAAAGCAUCCUUUUGCUCAGCCCGACAUGCAAUUUCUGUGCCAGCCACUGAGACUGUUUGCCACUCUUGAGAAAUAUAGUAAUGACAAUAUAAAUAAUUCGUCUAGUUUUAACCUUACCACUCGUAAAUUCAAUAUGGUUG
This is a messenger RNA of [Torrubiella] hemipterigena, 1299 nucleotides long. The record is from the annotation of a GenBank genome assembly. Lineage: Eukaryota; Fungi; Ascomycota; Sordariomycetes; Hypocreales; Clavicipitaceae.